AUGAAUGAUGUGACCUUGAUCUCUGUGAUGCCCUCUUACUUCCUUUGGCACCCUCUCGCUACCUUUGGAGCCCUCUCACCAUCAAGUUCAGCGCCUUCUCGCUACCUUCAGCAUCCUCCCACUACCUCUUUGACUCAGGGACUGGUGCUCAAUCUCAUCCCCUCUCACUCGCUUGCUGUUCUUGCUGGCUGGCUCGCCAUGUCUCACUCACCCACUGUCUCUCGCUCACUGUCUCACAUGCUCGCUGGCUGCUCUCACCCACUGUCUCUCACCCUUUGUCUCUCACCCUCUGUCUCUCGCCCGCUGUAUCUCACCCUGCUGUCUCUCACUCGAGAUGCGCAGGUGUUCACAUUCCCCACUAACAUCGACGAUCAAAUCAGUUAG
This is a messenger RNA of Suillus fuscotomentosus, 384 nucleotides long. RefSeq lists its product as uncharacterized. The transcript is spliced from 4 exons. Lineage: Eukaryota; Fungi; Basidiomycota; Agaricomycetes; Boletales; Suillaceae. The coding region runs from base 1 to 384 and encodes 127 amino acids. The record is from RefSeq and is a predicted model, not a curated record.